AUGUCAAAGUUUUACGACGAACUACAUACAAAUCGUAAAAAUUUGGCUAAAAAUACUAAUUUUUUGUCUGAUGAACGAUAUAAUGAGUUGAUAGAAAUUAUUUUAGAACUUACAGCUGGACGUAAGAAAAAACAGCCUAAAGACUUCCGUUUAAUUAAAAGGUAUGACGUGCUGGUUGUACAAGGAAAAACUAAACUUAUAUUUCCUGUAAAAGAUGACAAUGUUGUGCUGUAUUAUGUGCCCAACAGUGAGCUGUUUGAUGUUUUACAAACCACACACGUGUCAAUAGGACACGGUAGGCGUGCCAAGGAAAAUCUUGAAAAUCAAGCGAAAAAAAUGAUGGCGUGGUCGGAGAAGAAGCUAUUGCCGGUGGCAGUUCAUUCAACUGUACGUGUUCCAGUUCCUGAGGUAGAUAAAGGACGUUUGGACGCACGAAGUAUACUGGCAAUUGUUUUAGAGGUGACAAGUGAUGGUUUUUAUCGAUUAGGAACUCGGGAUGGAGUUCUGAAGCAGUUAUACGCCAGAAGUCAGUUCACAGUAUGUCAGAAAAAGCUACUACAAAUUUACGAGGUUCCAAUAGACACAGAAGUGGCGUUACGAACAGUCUCAAAGGAACAGUCGACAGGAACUGGCCAAGGAUUUUUAAAAUGUAUUUGUAAGACCAAGUGUCAAAAUAAAAAGUGCAUUUGCCUUAAAAAUAAUGUUUUGUACACUUCAAAAUGCCAUUUUUGUACAACAUGUUGUAAUAAGUAGCUAGUAGCUUAAGUAAAAUGUAUAAAUAAUAGUACAUAAUAUAACAAUAAUAUUAAA
Acyrthosiphon pisum (pea aphid) is the source of this 810-nucleotide messenger RNA. RefSeq lists its product as uncharacterized. The record is from RefSeq and is a predicted model, not a curated record. The transcript has 3 exons. Bases 1 to 753 code for a protein of 250 amino acids. Lineage: Eukaryota; Metazoa; Arthropoda; Insecta; Hemiptera; Aphididae.